UCUGCGGGUAAUCCACCGUAGCAGGAAGCUCUCUGCCCCUCUCCCACCUCUCUGCAUCACCGUAUGGUUGAAGGGAGACUAGUAAGAGAAGAGAAGAAUCCCUGUUCCAGGUUCAGAUACAGGGGGUGACUCCUCAGGUACUGAAGUGUUUAGCUCUUUGUGGUUGGUCAAUCCUUUAAUUGGACAGCCUAUAGAACUCCCGGGAGCUGUUUUGGGAGAUCAGCACCAUGAUGAGGCAGGCAUCUAGUAGGAAUCAAAGGAACAAACGGAUAAAAGUGAGAUAUGUUCUUCAGAUUUGUCUCUUGGCUGCUGUGUGCUUCUGGUUGCUUUAUCAGCUGAAGCACUCAUAUGACAGGAAGAAGUCAUUGGAUGAGCAUGACUCGACGAUAUUGAACAAUGUGGUCGAUGGCCAGCUGGAAAUUUUAGACCUUGGUAGGAAGGACCUCCCACAUGAGAAGAUGAUGGUUUCUGGGGAUAAAGGCCAUAUGAAGGAAGAAGAAAAUGAAGAGGUCGAGGAGGAAGAAGAUGGAGUAGCUCAGCAUGAGAUAGACGAUGAGGAAGCUGAAGGGGUUGGAGAUGAUGACAUCAAUGAGCAAGAUAAUGAGCAAGGCAACGAGCAGGAUGAUCAAGAGAGAGCAGAUGAGGAAGCUGAAGAUGCAGAAGAGUUUUUUAAUGAGGAAAACAGGGAUGAUCAAGUUGAGGUAUCUGAGCUGAUGGAUGACCAAGAACCCAAGGAGGGUUCUUCCCAGAAGUCACACGAAGAAAGAAAUAAAAGAGAUGAUGCUUCCGGUUCUGCGCAUCAAGAAAACCAGGUGACGGGAACAGAAGAUAGAAUUCACAGUGUGGAUGAGGAGCAACUGAUGAACAAUGAGAAGGAUGUGGAGACUGAAAAUACUACUGGCAGAAAGGAUAAUGAUUCCAAGGAUUACAACAGUACUAGUGUUUCUGUUGUAUUCACCAUGGGCAAUGGUACCAUUCAGAAUGAUAGUCUAAUCAUAAAUGGGACUGCUUUGGAAAAAAAUGAGCAAGAGCUUUCUCCUGCUGACAAUCAAACAAAGCUGCAGGCCAACUCUACGAUAGCAAUUUCAUCUGAUAAUCAAGUGAAAAUGUUGCAGACUGAUUCACCAAUACGUAUCACUAGCAAUGAAACCAAAGGAAAAACUAACUCUGUGCUUAUUGAGAAUGUAACUCCUAGUGGGAGCUCAGUUCAUGGUCAAAAUACCACGAUUAUGUUGGGAAGUUCAGAAGAAGAUAACUCCAACUUGAGAAGAAUGGUGGAGGAACAACUCAAGAAGUCCAACACAUCCAUUUUACAAAAUAGCUCUGAAGUACUCUCCGCCAUGUCUAUCUCUGUGAAUAAAAAUAGAGACACAGUUGAGGAAGAUUCAACUGGUAUUUCACAAAGAAUGGUCAUAGAAGAAGCAAGAGAUGCUCGUACUGGUCCAUCGACCUUAUCUGCAUCCAAAAUGAUGUAAAGGAUACAGAAGACGAAGGCACAGAUUAGUUUUUCUGUGGGAAGCCAAAGGUUUCUGUUUUUGAUUGUAAAUGAUAUGGAGUAGUAGACUGGUAUUUCUUACUAGUUGUUUUGCUUCCUCAGGUUUGCAUUUGUUCCACUUCUGCUUUGAUGAUGUUUCGGAUUUAUGCCAAGCAUUCCCAACAUCAUGUUGCCUGGAUGAGAUCCAAAUGUCAAUUAAAGAGUAGCUUUAGAAACA
Musa acuminata subsp. malaccensis (wild Malaysian banana) is the source of this 1712-nucleotide messenger RNA. RefSeq lists its product as uncharacterized. NCBI's taxonomy places the organism in Eukaryota, Viridiplantae, Streptophyta, Magnoliopsida, Zingiberales, Musaceae. The record is from RefSeq and is a predicted model, not a curated record.